This is a messenger RNA of Capsicum annuum, 612 nucleotides long. Its product is annotated as craniofacial development protein 2-like. The record is from RefSeq and is a predicted model, not a curated record. Bases 1 to 612 code for a protein of 203 amino acids. Gene Ontology annotation, biological process: chromatin remodeling. NCBI's taxonomy places the organism in Eukaryota, Viridiplantae, Streptophyta, Magnoliopsida, Solanales, Solanaceae. Gene Ontology annotation, cellular component: nucleus. The transcript has a single exon.
AUGUGGUACUCAGGGAGUGAGAGGCAUCGGAAUGGAGUAGGCAUCUUAGUGGAUGAAGAGUUUAGAUGGCAGGUGGUGGAAGUUAUGAGGGCCAGCGAUAGGCUGAUGACAAUUAAGUUGGUUAUUGUGGGGUUUAUGCUGCAUGUGUGUAGUGUUUAUGCGUCGCAGACGGUCUUGGAUGCGGAGGUGAAAGCGAGAUUUUGGGAGGCUUUAGAUGAGGUGUUGAGAAGCGUGCCUAGCUCGGAGAAUAUUGUCAUAGUACGGGACUUCAAUCGGCACAUUAGGGUUUUACCGGGAGGCUAUGAUGAUGUGCAUGAAAGUUUUGGUUUCAGUGAUAGAAAUGGUGAAGGGGCAGCUUUGUUGGAUUUUACGAGGGCUUUUGGGCUGGUGGUAGUGAACUCGAGCUUUUUGAAGAAGGAGGAUCACUUGAUUACCUUCCGAAGCGCGAUAGGCAAGACUCAGAUUGACUUUUUGUUGCUUAGGAAGGGGGAUAGGGCUUUUUGUAAGGACUAUAAAGUCAUUCCGAGUAAGUAUCUUUUGACCCAACACAGGCUUCUGGUGAUGGACUUGAUAAUCAAGAAGAGCAAGAAGAGAAAUGCCGGGGAGGGUUGA